UGAAAGUUCAAGGGUUAUCUCGGCCAUGUGAUGGCGUUUCUGACUGUUUGACAUUAAAGGCUCCGGUUUUAAAUUAAAGAAACUAUAGAGAGAUGCGAUUAAGUCAAUUCCUGGCCAUGGCUGCCAGGGUGGUUGUGCCGCAUGGUUACCGUUAUGGUACCAAUCGUCCUUGGACAGUUGCUGCCCAGAAGAUGAAUCCAUCAGGUAAAAGACGACGCAAGGUGCAUUUGGAAUCCAUGUCCCCAGAAGACUGGACAAUUUUGAAGGGAGACACAGUGGCAAUCCUCUCUGGGAAGGACGCUGGUAAACAGGGAAAAGUCGGCCAAGUGAUCAGAGCACGCAACUGGGUGAUCAUAGAAGGACUAAACACGCAUUUCCGUUACAUUGGCAAGUCUGCAGACUACCGUGGAACUUACAUUGCCAGUGAAGCUCCACUCAUGGUUAAAGAUGUUGCUCUAAUUGAUCCAGCAGAUUGGAAGCCUACACAGGUAGAGUGGCGUUUUACUGAAGAGGGUGAAAAAGUGCGAGUUUCAGUGAGGACUGGUCGCAUCAUCCCUAAACCUGUCGUACAGCGGCGGGAUGGUAUCAUACCAGAGCAAUGGAAAGAUGGGCCUAAAGAUACUUCAACACCGGAUGCACUAGAUAAAACAUACAUCGCCUCAUUAAAAACAUUUGAGGAAGAAGUCAUGGAGAAGAUGGGCAUCGUGGAGACUAGAAGACCUAGGAAAAGCUACUGGUAUUAAAGUUCAGACUGUUGUGAUUUGGUAUCCAUCUAUAAUGAGCUUGUGAUGCCAUGAGGAUACAUUUGCAUCAAAAGCAUAUAAGAAGAGUGGCAAUCUUACAGUGAACUUCUGCUGCUUUUAGCAAGUAAGUUGGCAGCCUAAGACUGGUCUUCGUUCACUGUGUACUGACCCCUCCAUGCGAUGUACAUUUUACUCAGGCUUAAGACACAGAAUGAGAAAUUGCUUUAUUAUUCUGAGCCUGACUGAGAUUGUCAGUUGUUCAUCUUUUUUGUAUAAUUAAUGUGAACAUUCUGUCAUAUCAUUACUAGAGUGUACAAAACAUUCCUACCUGGGAGAAAAAAAGAAUAAUUAAAUAUUCUUGUUUUCCAAACGCA
Molecule: messenger RNA, 1117 nt
Organism: Polypterus senegalus (gray bichir)
Lineage: Eukaryota; Metazoa; Chordata; Cladistia; Polypteriformes; Polypteridae
Gene: mrpl24
Product: mitochondrial ribosomal protein L24
Exons: 6
Coding region: 93-743 (216 amino acids)
Biological process (GO): translation
Cellular component (GO): ribosome; mitochondrion
Molecular function (GO): RNA binding; structural constituent of ribosome
Source: RefSeq, a predicted model, not a curated record